Messenger RNA from Mucor velutinosus, 966 nucleotides. RefSeq lists its product as uncharacterized. Gene Ontology annotation, molecular function: RNA methyltransferase activity; O-methyltransferase activity; snRNA binding. Bases 1 to 966 code for a protein of 321 amino acids. Gene Ontology annotation, biological process: snRNA modification. The record is from RefSeq and is a predicted model, not a curated record. Lineage: Eukaryota; Fungi; Mucoromycota; Mucoromycetes; Mucorales; Mucoraceae. The transcript has 6 exons.
AUGAAACGAACAAAAACAAAUGAUACCAACAAGCCGCCAAAUAAACGUGCCUUCAGGCGAGCUACAACUAUCAGUAUUGGUGAAUCUGAUACACAAGAAACGAAACAUUAUCUAGGCGCCAAAAGCAAAGGUACAAUCGAAUUUGCAGAGAAACAGCAAAAUACCCUAAAGAAUAAGAAACCUUUUGGCAAAUGCGAAUAUGGCAACUAUCAAGGCUACUAUACCUCACGUAGAAAGCAAGGGAAGGCAAAGCUCGAUGCAAGACUUGAUUUGCUGAAUGAAGAAUUGUUUGAAAACAAGCAUGUGCUGGAUAUUGGGUGUAAUUCUGGCAACAUAUCUAUUGCACUAGCGAAACGAUACAAUGUUGCUUCCAUGCACGGUGUUGAUAUCGAUGAUACUUUGAUCUCUAAAGCCAAUAUCAAUUUAUGCGUGGCCUAUUCCCUUGGGCAUCCCACAAAACCUUCGCCCAUCGACCUUAGCUUAAGGUUCAAUUACUUUCCAAAGUCCAUGUCCAACAUGUUUGGUAUGAUGCCAAUGUCUCUACCGCCUAUGAAACAUAAAGACAGCCAUCGAUUUCCAUUCAAUGUCUCUUUCGAAACGAUGGAUUGGGUCAAGACGCCAAUCACCAAAUACAAUCAGUACGACACCAUUUUAGCGCUGAGCAUAACAAAAUGGAUCCAGCUGCACAAUGGCGAUAAGGGCUUGAGAUCAUUCUUCAAAAAGGUAUAUGAUUCAUUAGCUCCUGGCGGCACAUUAGUGUUGGAGCCUCAAGACUUUGACACAUUCCAACGAAGAGCAAAGAAAAUCGACCCUUCAAAAGAUGUUGAGCAGGAACUCAAAUUUCGACCUGAAGAUUACGCUGAUUUCUUGAUCAAUAAGCUAGGGUUCAAAGAGCGUCGCGAUCUUGGUGUCCCCAAGAGUGAAGUCAAAGGCUUUGAAAGACCCAUUAUUCUCUACAUCAAAUAG